This is a messenger RNA of Notechis scutatus (mainland tiger snake), 730 nucleotides long. The record is from RefSeq and is a predicted model, not a curated record. NCBI's taxonomy places the organism in Eukaryota, Metazoa, Chordata, Lepidosauria, Squamata, Elapidae.
AGACACCAGGUUCUCAGAAUCAGGGCUGCUGAUGAAGCUCAGGUGGAGAAGUUGAAGGAGCUGGAAGCUUUGGAGAAUCUUCAGCUGGAUUUCUGGCGAGCACCGGCUCACCCCAACCUCCCCAUAGAUGUCCGUGUGCCCUUCCACAGCCUUCAAGGGGUCAAGGUCUUCCUGGAGAGCAAUGACAUCCAAUACUCCAUCAUGAUCGACAAUGUUCAGAAAUUGAUUGAUGAGGAGAGGAGUCAUAUGAUGAGCCAACGUCAACUCCCAGAAUUGUCCCUCGCCAAUUUUAACUUUGCUGCUUACCACGACUUGGAUACAAUCUAUAGCUUCAUGGACCUCUUGGUGCGUGCGAAACCCCUCCUGGUUAGCAAAAUUGAGAUUGGCCAGACAACUGAAGGACGUCCGAUUAACGUCUUGAAGUUUAGCACCGGGGGAACCAACCGGCCAGCGAUCUGGAUUGACACCGGCAUCCAUUCCCGCGAGUGGGUCACUCAGGCCAGCGGAGUUUGGUUUGCAAAGAAGAUCUUUGAAGAUCACGAGACGGAUCCUUCUCUGGCGUCCAUCAUGAACCAGUUCGAUAUCUUCUUAGAGAUCGUCACCAAUCCUGACGGUUAUGCCUUCACGCACACCAAGGUAACUCUUCGUGGCGGUGGGGCAUCCGUGGCAAACACGAGAGGCGCCACGGAAACGCUCUACGUUCUGGUUCCUCCUGACAUUCGUUGGAGCC